AUGGAACCCGAAAACAUUGACUGGGACAGCAUCGAUUCUACGUUCGAUCAAGACGACGCGUACGAGAACUUUGCUGCGCCUAAAUGGGUUGAUCUCACUGCUUCGGAUGAACCUCUUGUUGAUGAUGAAGCCUGGUUCUGCACUCACGAUUGCAAGCAUCCAAAAACUGCCGAAGAUUUUCUUAAACCCACGACCACAAGCAACUCCAAGGCCAAGCUAUUAAGACUUGUAACAAUUUCUGAAAUUCUUCCCUUUAGAGACAGAAAUCGAAGGGAAAAUUCUUCAGCUGUGGAAAGUUCCUAUGCCAAGUCUAGUGAGAAAUUCAGAAGACCCAGUUUUUCAGGGAACUUUCAUGAAGACAACGAGAAUAAAGAUCCAAAUUUUUCAGCUCCAAAUCAAAAUUUUAAGACAAACAAGCCAAAGAAGAAGCCAUUGAUGAGGCCAAACAAGGACAAUGCAAAACAGUUGAAUGGUCAAACGGAGUGUUCUGUGAAAAGUCAUGGAAAAUCUAAGCUGAGGAGUACUUUCUCGGCACAAAAUUUGUUGGGUGGGAGAGAAAUUUUGAGUCAAAUAAGUGGGUUCUACUCAGAAUUGAAGAGGCUUGCAAGGAAGGGUUCUAAGAAAGGGACAAAUGAGAAAGUUCAAAGUUCAAGUGUGGUGUCAGAAGAAGUGGAGAAGAAAAGGGUACCUCUGCUUGUGGUCAAGGACAACCAUGAAUAA
Messenger RNA from Abrus precatorius (Indian licorice), 720 nucleotides. RefSeq lists its product as uncharacterized. The transcript is spliced from 4 exons. The coding region runs from base 1 to 720 and encodes 239 amino acids. Lineage: Eukaryota; Viridiplantae; Streptophyta; Magnoliopsida; Fabales; Fabaceae. The record is from RefSeq and is a predicted model, not a curated record.